Molecule: messenger RNA, 973 nt
Organism: Alnus glutinosa
Lineage: Eukaryota; Viridiplantae; Streptophyta; Magnoliopsida; Fagales; Betulaceae
Exons: 6
Coding region: 82-870 (262 amino acids)
Source: RefSeq, a predicted model, not a curated record
UAUAAAAGGAAAGCAGGGAGACCGAUAACGGAGGGUCAAUACAUCAUCCAACUCCAUAUCAAUCGCAGCCUUUACUCUUCCAUGUCGAUUACUGGUAUUCAAGGCCAGCUUCUUGAGAUCACUGUUGUUGGGUGCAACAAGUUGAAGGACACCGAGUGGAUCUCACGGCAGGACCCGUACGUGUGCCUCGAAUAUGGUAGCACCAAGUUCCGCACCAGGACUUGCACUGACGGUGAUAAGAAUCCGACAUUCCAGGAGAAGUUCGUGUUUACGUUAAUCGAAGGUCUUAGGGAGAUAAAUGUCACCGUUUGGAACAGCAAUACCCUUAAAUCCGACGACUUCAUCGGCAGUGGAAAGAUUCAAUUGCAGAAGGUGCUUUCUCGAGGUUUCGACGACACCACCUGGUCGCUUCAGACUAAAGGUGGCAGAAAUGCAGGAGAAUUGCGAUCAAUAUUACAUUAUUCUAAUGCCCUACAACCUGCAACAAGCUUUGCUUCGUCUGCACCGCCAUAUGUGACGCUGCCUACACCUCAAGUUCCUUUGUAUUUUAAGCCACUUUCAACAAAUACUACUGCUCCUUACGCACCUUCGGCCUACCAUGCUCCAUCUCCCUACUCUUCGUACCCACCUAACUCAGCCGUGUAUCCACCAUCUCCAUACUCUGCUCCACCUCCAGCUACCUAUCCUCCCCCACCUUACCCACCAACAUCAAUUUAUCCUCCACCUCCAGAUCCACUACGGCCGCCACAAACCUCGUCCUAUUAUCCUCCGGGUAACGUUCGUUUAGGUGUAUAUAUAUAUAUAUGUAUACUAGCUUUCCUGGUGCUAAUAUUGAAUUCAUCACUUGUACUAAAUUUAUCUGUGAUUUGAAUCAGAUCCUUAUCCAAGAAUAUACCCACCACCGCCAUACUGAAAGGGUAUCUGAAGUUUGUGAUUACGGAAAUUAAAGAAGUAGACAUGUACAGUUGAAUUA